AUGAAGCUGCUGAAGCCGAGCUGGGUGAGCCACAACGGCAAACCCAUAUUUUCAGUUGAUAUCCACCCUGAUGGGACAAAAUUUGCAACCGGUGGGCAAGGAGAGGAUUCUGGCAAGGUGAUGAUCUGGAACAUGGCGCCAGUCCUCAGAGAGGAGGAUGAGAAGAACGAGAAUAUUCCCAAAAUGCUUUGCCAGAUGGACAAUCACCUAGCGUGUGUGAACUGUGUGCGCUGGUCCAACAAUGGGCUGUACCUGGCAUCAGGAGGAGACGACAAGCUGGUCAUGGUGUGGAAGAGAGCUGCAUUCAUCGGUCCGAGCACAGUGUUUGGGUCGAGCAGUAAGCUGGCCAACGUGGAGCAGUGGAGGUGUGUCACCAUCCUGAGGAACCACACUGGAGAUGUGAUGGACGUGGCGUGGUCUCCUCAUGACGUGUGGCUGGCCUCCUGCAGCGUGGACAACACAAUCGUUAUCUGGAACGCUCGCAAAUUUCCAGAGAUGGUGAUGUGUCUGCGAGGACACACCGGGCUGGUUAAAGGUCUGACGUGGGACCCGGUGGGGAAAUACAUCGCCUCCCAGGCCGACGACCACAGCCUCCGAGUGUGGAGGACAGUGGACUGGCAGAUGGAGGCCAACAUCACCAAACCCUUCAGCGAGUGUGGCGGGACGACCCACGUCCUGCGUCUGUCCUGGUCCCCAGACGGUCAGUACCUCGUGUCGGCUCACGCCAUGAACAACUCCGGUCCCACCGCUCAGAUCGUGGAGAGAGACGGCUGGAAGACUAAUAUGGACUUUGUGGGCCACCGUAAAGCUGUCACCGUAGUGAAAUUUAACCCCAAGAUCUUUAAGAAGAAGCAGAAGAACGGCAGCGCUCCAAAACCCGGCUGUCCGUACUGCUGCUGCGCUGUCGGCAGCAAAGACCGAUCGCUCUCCGUCUGGCUGACCUCUCUGAAGCGCCCCCUGGUGGUCAUCCAUGAUCUGUUUGAUAAAUCUAUUAUGGAUAUUUCCUGGACUCUGACAGGUCUGGGGAUGUUGGUGUGUUCGAUGGACGGCACUGUGGCCUACCUGGACUUCUCACUGGAUGAACUGGGAGACCCGCUGAACGAGGAGGAGAAGAACAGCAUCCAUCAGAACAUCUACGGUAAGAGUCUGGCUAUAACCAGCACAGAGGCUCAGCUCUCCACCACCAUCAUCGAGAACCCUGAGAUGCUCAAAUACCAGCAGGAGCGACAGAACACGGCCCAGGCCAACUUCGGACCGAGCAGCGCCGGGCCAGAAUCCUCAACCCCCAAACUCAACAGUGUGAUGAACGGAGAGUCUCUGGAGGACAUCAGGAAGAACCUCCUGAAGAAGCAGGUGGAGACGAGAACUGCAGACGGCAGGAGACGAAUCACACCGCUCUGCAUCGCUCAGCUGGACACCGGGGAUUUCUCGCCGGCUCUGUUCAACAGCGCUCCCAUCCUGCCCUCGGGCUCCUCCAUGUCCAACCAGCUCACCUCCCAGCUCAGCUCCGACUCCAGCCCAGGACAGGCCUCUUCUCUGGGGCUCAGGCCGAGCCACGACCCCAUGCUCACCUCGCCUCCAGCCAACAGCGCUGUCAAGGGCCUGGAGGACAACAAGGAUGGGGUGAAGUCCAGUCUGCUGCUCACUUCUGCCUCCAAGAUCGAGCCAAUGAAAGCUUUGGACUCCAGGUUCACAGAGAGGUCAAAGGCCACACAGGGGGUCACAGCCGUCAUCUCCUCCAUCUCCGGACUCACACCUCUAGACAGCAGGCCAAAAGACGGCCUCUCUGCCCUGAUAGACCUAAUGAACAAAGACGACACCAGCAGCGACAGCGAGGACAAAAUGGCCAACAUUAACAAAAACCUGUCAUUCAGCAAGAGGAAACCCGAGCUGCUGCUGGAUGGAGCAGAGGUGGUGGAGAAGAGGAAGAAGGGACGGCCCAGGAAAGACAAGAUGGCUGCACCCAGCACCUUCACUCAGAUAACUCCUGCAGAGCGAGAGCCCAGCAGGGUGGCAGCUCCUCCAGCUCCUCCAGCAGCUCUCAAACUACCAACUCCAAGUAUAAAGAAGGCCUUCAGUCUGCAGGUAAGCAUGGAGCCAUCGAUGUUCCUAGAGGUGGAGAACGAGGUGUCGGUGGUUGCUGGUUCGAAGCUCAGCCAGCUGCGAUGCUCCAGAGACGGACGAGACUGGAAUACGCUGCUGCCCAGCUCAGUGGUCACUGCUGCAGGGAGCAGUGACGUCCUCGCUGUUGCCUGUCAGGACAGGAUGUUGUCAGUGUUCUCUUCCUGUGGGCGGCGGCUCCUUCCUGCCAUCCAGCUGGCCACGCCUGUGUCAGCGCUGCACUGCUCCGCCCACUUCGUCAUGGCUCUGACUGCUGGAGCGACGCUGUCCGUCUGGGACGUUCAGAAACAAAAGGCUCUGGUGAAGAACGAGUCUCUGCUGACCAUUUUAUCUGGUGCUGACACCACAGUGUCUCAGUCGCUGCUGACCCAGCAGGGAGUUCCAGUCAUUGGACUGUCCAACGGGAAGUCCUACUGCUUCAGCUCCUCACUGGAGACAUGGACUCUAAUAGCAGAUAAAGGAGACUCUUUGGUCCAGUGUGCUGACUUCAGGAGCUGCCUACCUACCCACGAUGCACCUGUGUCCUCGGGGCCGCUGGCUGUCAUGCAGGGACGCAACCUCAAUGCUGGUCGGCUGGCGUCCCGCCUCUCCUCCACCCCUCACCACCUGCAGCAGAGCAUGACGUUGGCCUUCCUGGAGAAUCAGCUGGCAUCUGCUCUGACUCUGCAGUCAGCGCAGGAGUAUCGCUACUGGCUGCUAAUCUACGCCCGUUUCCUCGUCAACGAAGGCUCUGAGUAUCGUCUCAGAGAACUCUGCAAGGAGCUGCUGGGUCCCGUCCACAAAUCAGCGGCCACAGCCUGGGAGCCCACCACUCUGGGUCUACGUAAGCGCGAGUUGCUGCGUGAAGUUUUACCCGUAAUCGUUGAAAACCUGCGAUUCCAGAGACUGUUCACAGAGUACCAGGACCAGCUGGAGCUGCUGCGCAACAAAUAACACACACUGCUACACGCACGCACACACACGCACAGACUGACACUAACACACACCUGGACUCAUCAUGAAACCAGUUUGGUUUGUCCCGGCUCGGUUUAGCUCGACUCGGGUGAACUCUGCUUUUCCUCAACUCUGUUAAGCUUGAAACGCUGUUUGGGCUAAGAGCUGAAAAACACAUCCUGGGUACUAACAGCCAGUCCACAGCUUUUCAAGCGCUGGGACUUUUCAGUGCUGUCGCUCACUGGGGAGAAGUGGUGGGUGCUUUGUUUUCUUUUCUAAUCACAAUCUCAGUUUGAACUUUCUUUUUUUUAUGCACCUCUCUCCUGCACUCCUAAUCAUGGACUUAAAAAGAUUAACUUAAGUGAGGCGGUGAUAGAAAGGUCGCUGGUUGGAUUCCUGCCACGUGCAGCAUCAGCAGCUGUGUGAAUCCUUCUCACGUCUGUUUCCCUCCUCAGAGAGAGAGGGCAGAGGUGAGACGCUCAAAAAAGUAUAUAAAUCAGAAUGGAUGUAAAGGAGCAAUAUGCUUGUACCAAAGUGAUGCCUUUAAGUGUAGAAAUAACCACACGCCUCCAUCUGCAACGUGAAGGAAAUGAGGGGCAUCCAGACAAAAAGGUUCAACCGGGUUUUUAAAGGUCGGCCAAUGGGUGAAGUUUUCCGAGCAUUUUGGCUGUUUUUACAAGUGAGAAUGCUAAUGCCAAAAUGUAAAGUCACUGUGAGGUCAUAGCGAGAAAGAUAAUCAAAUGUAUGACCCCACUGGAAAGUGAAUUUAUAUUCCGAAAUACAGGAUAGUCAGAAGGGAUCUCCGGUAUUUAAGUGAUGCCUUUUUGCAGCUGAUUCUAACCCACAAGAGCAUUCACACGUCAGUCAAAGAGCACUUAGAGCAUUUAAGAUGGUAGAAGAUAUGUGCACAAAGAGGAAGCACAACAGACGAAUGUGACUGAGUUUAGAGAAAUCAGCUCACAGUAACACAAUGUCAGACUAAAUAAAGUAAACAAUGGCGACGGGUAAAUCCCUUUUUAGAUGUGCGACAUCGAGGAUCCGUCAUAUUUUGAUCUGCGACUAAGGUAACCUAUUUUUUGACGUCAUGUCGUCAAAUGUUCCACACAAUGUAAUUUUUUUUACCUGAACUUCAUCAGCACCUGAAAGCAAGAUGAUACAUUUAGAGUUGUGUCAAACAAGGCUUCAACGUAAUGAGCUUAAAAAGGUCUUUCAUCAGAUUGAAUCAUCCUUACUGUAAACCACAUACUCCUGCCGGUCUGCAGAUGUCGGACAAGAAUGUGUCUGGAACGCUCUGAAAGGCAGGAAAACAGAAUACUUUUCUUUUCUAAAUACACAGGUUUAACAAAACCUCAACAAGGAAUCCUCUAAUCUGCAGAGACUUGAACUGUUUUACUGUAAACAUGUGACACAGUCACACCCAGACAGAUUUAUUGUAAAUAUCAGUAGCUGCUUGAGGAAAAUGUGCUGAUGUCAGCCUUCCGAAAGCAAAAAAUAAAAACCCAAGUAUCUAUUACUUGGCUCCGCAAAUCUUCAAGGUAUAUAAUGUUUAUUAAACAGGUCUCUGCGGUAAUAAAGAUUCUCUUAUGUGUUUCACAA
Cottoperca gobio is the source of this 4650-nucleotide messenger RNA. RefSeq names its product histone cell cycle regulator a (gene hira). The coding region runs from base 1 to 3054 and encodes 1017 amino acids. The transcript is spliced from 25 exons. Gene Ontology annotation, cellular component: HIR complex; nucleus; chromatin. Gene Ontology annotation, biological process: regulation of DNA-templated transcription; DNA-templated transcription; chromatin remodeling. Gene Ontology annotation, molecular function: nucleosome binding; protein binding. The record is from RefSeq and is a predicted model, not a curated record. Lineage: Eukaryota; Metazoa; Chordata; Actinopteri; Perciformes; Bovichtidae.